Messenger RNA from Amorphotheca resinae ATCC 22711, 2841 nucleotides. RefSeq lists its product as hypothetical. Gene Ontology annotation, cellular component: ERMES complex; endoplasmic reticulum. The record is from RefSeq and is a predicted model, not a curated record. The transcript is spliced from 2 exons. Gene Ontology annotation, biological process: phospholipid transport. Lineage: Eukaryota; Fungi; Ascomycota; Leotiomycetes; Helotiales; Amorphothecaceae. The coding region runs from base 1 to 2841 and encodes 946 amino acids. Gene Ontology annotation, molecular function: lipid binding.
AUGGGCGGUCUGGCGGGCUUCCUCGUCGUCUAUCUUCUCGGUGGCCUCACGUUCAUUCCCUUGCUCAUCGUCGCUGUUCUCCUCCACGCCUACUUUACACUUCCCAUCCACGAAGACAAUACAUACGGGGAACGCGAAAUCGAUCCGAUCAUUCAACCAGGAGACGAUAUCGAUGCCAUUAAACGCGCACAGAAGACGCUUGGCGAUCGGUUUCAGCCUCGCAAUAACAAUGAAUCCGACGUAGCUGCUGGCUACUUUGCUAUUUACAGAGAGUAUGUGCCUGCAGCAGCUACGACUGCCCCGUCAGCCAACCAGAGUGUCUAUCAGAGCAUGUAUAGGAGCAUCUUCGACCGGAAACAAAGCUCCAGCCCGCUGGAUAAUAAAGGCGUGGGUAGGCCGCAAAGGAAAGGCGGCAAUGUUUUCUAUGUGGUCCUGAGGCAUGGCCACUUAAUGCUCUUUGACGAUGACGAUCAGCUCGAGGUUCGGCACGUAGUAUCCCUGGCCCAUCAUAAUGUUAGUAUCUAUUCGGGCGGAGACGAAACGCCGGAAGGAGAGCUAUUCAUAAAGAGAAAUGCCAUAUGUCUCUCGAGAAAGACAGAUGUUGGGGGGUUGACGCCGGAUGGCGGGGCGUCGAAACCCUUCUUCCUGUUCUCUGAGAACUGCUCUGAUAAGGAAGACUUCUACUUCGCACUCCUGCGGAACCAGGAGAGAAGGCUGAAUGCAAAGGAUAACCCGCCAGUGCCUCUCAAAUACGAUGUCAAUGAUAUUAUUACGCUAGUCCAGAGGUUGCAUUCCUCAGAAGAGCAUCUGCAGACAAGAUGGAUCAAUGCCGUCAUAGGGAGGGUAUUCCUAGCCCUGUAUAAGACCCCAGAGGUAGAAAAUUUUGUCAGGGCGAAAAUCAACAAGAAGAUCUCCAGGGUGAAGACCCCGUCAUUCUUGUCGAAAAUAGCUUUACGAAAUAUUGAUAUGGGCGAGGCUGCGCCCGUGAUCACCAAUCCUCGACUGAAAGACUUGACAGUGGACGGAGAACUCAUCGUGGAGGCCGAUGUUCGUUAUACAGGAAAUUUCCGAAUUGAAGUGGCGGCUACGGCUCGCAUUGAUCUUGGCACAAGGAUCAAGGCAAGGGAGGUCAAUUUACUCCUGGCGGUAGUCUUAAAGAAGAUCGAAGGCCAUGUAAUGGUUAGAGUUAAGCCACCUCCCUCAAACCGGCUUUGGUUUACUUUUCAGUCUAUGCCAAAGAUCGACAUGGCUAUAGAACCGAUCGUCAGUUCAAGGCAGAUUACAUACACCUUAAUUCUUCGCCAAAUCGAAAACCGAAUCAAGGAAGUUGUCGCUGAGAGCCUGGUGUUCCCGAACUGGGAUGACUCUCCUUUUUAUCAUACGGAGAACAGGUUAUGGAGAGGGGGUAUCUGGGCUGAUGAUGGGAUUUCAGAGCAUACCCAAGGUCCUGAGACUGCUGCGACUCAGGACGGGGACGUAAACCAGGUUCAUCAUCCGGAGGCCGAGCAGGAUGAAGCGAUAUCGACCUUAUCACAAGUGGAAAAGAGCAUAAGCAUGCCUUUGGUUGAUACCUCAUCCUCUGGAACUGCAUUCCCACGCAAAGCUGCAAGGUCUGCUAUGCAUCUGGGAGGUUUAAGAGCGAUGGCUUCAUCCACAAGUGUCGAGACUCAGCCUUGUGAUAAACCGAAAGCUCUCCGAUCCGGCUCAUUUGCUAGUGCCUCAUCACCGAGUGUUAGCACAGAUGUUUCACACGCCGAUACUUUCAAGAAUUCUACUCCUCCCGAACACAGCCAUGCCGCGACUGCCAUGGCCGCUAUCUCAGCUCUCUCCCAGACAAAUUUGCCGGCCCAAACUCCUGUCAGAUACCCGUCACGACCAUCAAGAACGGAGAAAGCUGGUAGUGAGUCUUCAGUAUCCUCGCGAGACUCGAUGCAGUCCGAGGACGAAUUCGAAAAUGACCUGACUCCGCAGCCUUCUCUUAGCCUUCCGGAUCCUACAAACAACCUAAACGCAGGAUCUUAUCCACCCAGUCCAGUCAGUAUGAGCAAUACGUCGUUCAGCUCUCAAGCAUUAUCAGCAAAAUCUUUGGCCUCCUUUGGGAAUGACCCACGAUGUGAGAACCCUUCUCCUUCAUCAGGGAAAUCUUCGGCUGCCGACACCAAGCGCCUGUCUCUCACAGCGGUAACCAAUGCUGCAGCGACAGCCAAGAAGUGGGGAUGGAAUGCCAUACAACGGCACGGCGAACCGAGAACUGAUAGCUCUUCAAGGGUGGCAAAUUCUCCCUCCCAGCCACUGGUCAUGGGACGCGGGCGUCCUCUUCCUCCUCCAGGGACGCCACUUCCGCCUCCUGAUAGGAAAUCAAAAACUGCGCCGGUUCCUGUCCCAAAGCGUAAACCUAUACCCCCAUCAGCCUUGCCUCUAAAGCAGAAAGACCCUGAGCUCGAGUCAAAUGGGGUUGAAAAGCAACAUACAGUUUCAACCCCUCCUUUACCUAAGCGACCAAGUCGAGAAGACGCUGAUGCCGACGGUACUGAUGACGGACUACUUGUUGUUGCUGCGCCUACUGGCGACUCCGAACCAACAACACCAAUAAGUGAAGAUGCGCCAAUAUGCAUGCCGCCUUGGGUUGGCAACGCUGAAGAAACUGGGCCGGUUCAACAAACCGUCACUGCAGAUGGGAAAGAUGUCCCAGUUCCUACCCUAUCUAAGAGGCGACCGCCACAUAGAGUCUUGUCUAGCAGUCCUGAGGAGGAUGGUCCCGAGUUGCCCUCUUGGAUGGCUGCACAAGAAGAAGAAGCAAGAGCAAAGAGCACAUUUGUUGACGAAGAUACAGGAUUGUGA